AUGAUUGAGCAGACAUUCUCCAGUAUUGCACAGACACUUGGACUUGAUGGCACGAAGGCAGCAGAGGCUAAAGAACAGAUCAAGAUAUACCUUAGCUCCAAGCGUGCAGGAAAGUGGCUUCUGAUUUUUGAUAAUGCGGAUGACGCAGAGAUGUGGUUAGCAACCAGUCACACAGCUCCUGCCCUUGAGGACUUUCUCCCUCAGAGUGAACAAGGCCGUAUUUUGUUCACUACGCGAAACCGAAAACUUGCCAUGAAGCUGGCACCGUUCUAUACUGUUCCAAUUCCAGAUGUGGAUAAAGAAACCGCAUUAAAAAUUCUGCAAAGGACAUUGGCACACAAGGACUUGCUCAAGGAUAAUAUCACAACAGCCACUCUCCUAGAGCAACUGGCCUUUCUCCCCUUGGCAAUUACACAGGCAUCAGCAUAUAUUAUUGAAAACGGUAUAAGUCUGUCUACCUACCUUGCGCUUCUCCAAGAUCAGGAACAGGGUGCUGUGGAACUCCUUAGCGAAGACUUUCGUGAUCCAGGACGCUAUAAGGAUAUCCAGAACCCUGUUAUCACCACCUGGUUAAUAUCAUUUAAACAGAUUCAGCGGCAAGAUCAACUAGCAGCAGAAUACAUGUCUUUUAUGGCCUGUAUUGAUCCACGAAAUAUCCCCCAGUCUCUUCUUCCUCUCCAAACAUCCAAGAAACGGAGACUUGACGCUCUGGGGCUUCUGAAUGCAUACUCAUUCAUCAGCAGCCAAGACAUGCAUAUAACUGAGGUUCUGUACAAGGAGCUGCUGGAAAUCCAUCAGGAGAGAAAUGGGCCCGAACAUCCCUCCACUCUGACUAGCAUGGCCAACCUGGCAUCAACCUACCGGAAGCAGGGACGAUGGGAUGAAGCUGAGAAGCUAGGAGUGCAAGUAAUGGAGACAAGGAAGAUGGUGCUAGGAGCUGAACAUCCCUCCACUCUGACUAGCAUGGCCAACCUGGCAUCAACCUACCGGAACCAGGGACGAUGGAAUGAAGCUGAGAAGCUGGAGGUUGAAGUAAUUAAGACAAUGAAGACAGUGCUGGGAGCUGAACAUCCCUCCACUCUGGCUAGCAUGGCCAGCCUGGCAUCAACCUACCGGAACCAGGGACGAUGGAACGAAGCUGAGAAACUGGAGGUGCAAGCAAUUGAGACAAUGAAGACAGUGCUGGGAGCUGAACAUCCUGACACUCUGACCAGCAUCAAUAACCUUGCCUAUACUUUGGAAUCCCAAGGAAAGCUUCAAGAUGCGUUGGCUCUCAUGAAAAAAUGCUGA
Messenger RNA from Aspergillus thermomutatus, 1290 nucleotides. RefSeq lists its product as uncharacterized. The transcript is spliced from 2 exons. The record is from RefSeq and is a predicted model, not a curated record. The coding region runs from base 1 to 1290 and encodes 429 amino acids. Gene Ontology annotation, molecular function: protein binding; ADP binding. Gene Ontology annotation, cellular component: kinesin complex. NCBI's taxonomy places the organism in Eukaryota, Fungi, Ascomycota, Eurotiomycetes, Eurotiales, Aspergillaceae.